Molecule: messenger RNA, 687 nt
Organism: Cantharellus anzutake
Lineage: Eukaryota; Fungi; Basidiomycota; Agaricomycetes; Cantharellales; Hydnaceae
Exons: 5
Coding region: 1-687 (228 amino acids)
Source: RefSeq, a predicted model, not a curated record
AUGCCACCAGCAUCACGGAGGAAAAUCCCUUCGGACGAACUUCGGAUGUGGGCCAGAGCCCCGAAGAACAGUGUGGUGGAUCCACUAAAAACCCCCGUAACUGGAUCCGGAAGUACCGUACACGUGUUGGGUAGCAUCCUGACGACCGGCUUCCUUCUUGCGCGCAAGGGCAAGGCCCCUGCGCAAGGGGCGGGUCUCAAUCCAGGGUCGUUCCGGCGCACUAGGCCGUACUGGAGCGGAGUAUGGGCAGAGAUUGGUGGUGAGGGCCAAGAUGCACCAUCUCACUUACUGCACUUGAAAGUGUUGAAGAGUAGAGUGGAUAGGGGUAAAGGAUAUAAUGGCCCAAGGAGGCACUGUCACCGAGAAAAAGUCCCCUUCAUCGCAAAGUCCAGCCAGCAGAUCUCUCAAAUGAGGGCGCUAGCAACCUUAAAGAGCCUGCUGGGGGUCUUUGCUGAUGUUGAUGAAGCUAGUCACACAAUGGGCCGCCCUGCACUGAAAUCGGGGUGCAAACCUUGUGCAAGGCCCGGGCAAGAAUGGCCGAGAGAAACGCUAUCGGAGAUGGGGGGAUGGGAGGCAGAGGUCGUCCAGACCAGUCAAGAUCGGGAGUGUGUGGCAUCUGCGACUCACAUCACUCAAUUCAGGUUGAAUGAUCCAGGAUGGUCUGAGAGACGCAUUUGCGCUGAGUGA